Molecule: messenger RNA, 3168 nt
Organism: Betta splendens (Siamese fighting fish)
Lineage: Eukaryota; Metazoa; Chordata; Actinopteri; Anabantiformes; Osphronemidae
Gene: podn
Product: podocan
Exons: 10
Coding region: 1108-2877 (589 amino acids)
Molecular function (GO): protein binding
Source: RefSeq, a predicted model, not a curated record
UGUUUUUAUUUUUUUAAUUUAAAAAAAUGUGUUGCACAUGUCACUGCCUGGAUAGUCUUGGAGGAUAAAUAAUGUGCAGUAUAUUCUUACUAUAAAUGAAAUAUUGGUACUGUAUGCAUAUCCAUUUGUGAUUUGUUUGUUGUGACAGCAUUCUACAGCAUACAGAGUUUUACUUACUGCAAUCAAAGCUUCACAAAGCUACUCUGAGGAAUUUGUGAUAAUUUCAAUAAAAUUUCAUGAAAAAAACAUGUAAAAGUGACCAGAUUCCCUUUGAGAGCAAACAGCCUGCUAAGUGAUGUCUAACGUAACAGCAUGAGUAUGUCAGCAUUCUAACAAGAUUAACAGCAGUGACAAUAUACACUUUAAAGAGUACAGUUACUUAUGUGGUGUAGUUAAUUGAGCUGGAUCACUUAAUGUCCCUGGUUUGACAGUUUAUUUCCAUAUGUACAGUGUGAUACUGUUAAACAUCACCUCUUCUCCAGACAUAGCUGGCUAAUUUAGCUGCACUAUGGGUAACAGUCUUGAACAGUCUGUAAAAUCUUGCAAGGGUUUAAAUUGUACAAUUUGUAUUACAUAAUGUAUACUAAUAUGUAAUGCUUGAUGUCUCUGUCAAAUGUGCAAAGCGUCAGAUAAACUGCAGCUAAACUGGAUGUGUAGACCUGCCAUUUUUAAAGUAGAUUUAGAAGAAUUCUGCAUAAAGCAAAAAAUUACAGGCCUGGACCCAUACUGACAUAUUUAUUAUUACAUCCAUCUCAGCAGCUUGCCGGUUGUUUGAUAUAUAAACCUUAAAGUUGUUGUUGAUGUCAGGGUUGUGUAUGCAGUGUUUUCUCUAAAAUUAUGUGGAAUUCACCAACCAUUCACUCACCUCUUUAAAGUCUGAGCAGGCAUUUAGCAAAAUGAUGACUGACAUUAAAAGUCCAACCCCACUAUUAUACUUGCAAACUUGUCAAUUAGGACUGUCUCAAAAACAUCUAGUGCUAGGUCAGUGCCCAAAAUGUGGAAGGGUUUUUUUACAAGGACUGUUCCCACAACCAAAAUGCUUUGUCACCUGAUACUUUUAGUUUCCGUGUGCAUGUUCUUGUGUAACAGGAAAUUUCAGCAGUGGACAUGGUCUUUCCCAAGCAUUCCACUGUGCAGGCCCUUAGUGUGAUUCUUUUGGCCUGGAGUUUGGUGCGUUGCCAGUCCACUCUUGAGCAAGAGGAAGAAGAGGAGGAGGAGAUAAUCAGGGAGGCAAAUAUGACGACAAAAUCUGAGCCAGUACAAUGUCCUCCAGACUGCAGCUGUACAACAGAGGGAGCAGUGGACUGUGCUGGAGUUGACCUUACAGACUUUCCGGCUAAGCUGUCAGAGAAAACCAGCCAGCUCUCUCUUCAGAACAACAAAAUCAAGGAGAUAACAGAGGAGCACAUUUUCCAUCUGACUCAGCUUGAGACUCUUAACCUUCAGAACAAUUGGCUCACUACUGAAGGUCUUCAAGAUGAAGGUUUUGAGAUGCUUGAAAAACUGGCUUAUUUAUACUUGGCAAAUAACAGGCUCACUUCAGCACCAAAGGUUUUACCACCCUCUUUGGUAAGCGCUGACUUUGCUGCCAAUCAGCUUACAAAGAUCUAUCCUUAUACAUUUGGACAUAAACCAAAACUAAGGUCUGUGUACCUACAUAACAACAUGCUGACUGAUGCAGGGCUUCCUGACAACAUGUUCAAAAUGUCUGACAACCUGGAAAUCCUCACCAUGUCAAGCAACUUUCUGCGAGUUGUGCCUAAAAGCUUUCCAUCCAGCCUGUACCGUCUUCACCUGAAGAGUAACAAGUUGGAGAAAAUCCCAGCAGGAGCUUUUGACAACUUGCAAAACCUCAGAGAAUUGUAUCUCCAGAACAAUCUUCUAAGCAACGAGGGCAUGGAUAAUGAGACUUUCAGCCAACUGACCAGCCUGGAGUGUCUGGACUUGUCCAAUAACAACCUGACUGUCGUCCCCAAAGGUCUGCCUCGUAAUCUAGUGCUUCUGCAUCUUGAGAAGAACGCCAUUCGCAGCAUCCCAGGAGACGCUCUUACAUCAGUUCGAAAUCUUGAGUACCUGCUUCUUCACAAUAACAAGCUCCGCUCACGUUCCAUUUACCCAACUGCUUUUCAGGGUUUAAAAAAGCUCCAUACUCUUCACAUGUACAACAAUUUGCUGGAGCGGAUUCCCAGAGGCUUGCCACGACGAGCAAAGACCCUAAUGCUGCUCCACAACCACAUUUCUGAAAUUGGCCGCAAUGACCUGGCCUUGCUUUACAACCUGACAGAGCUCAACCUCAGCUACAACAAGCUGAGCACCUACAAAGUGCACCGUGAAGCCUUUAGGAAGCUACGUUUGCUGGAAACCUUGGACUUGUCAGGGAACAGCCUUCACUCCAUGCCCCUAGGUCUUCCUCGCAGCCUGCAGGUGCUAGAAAUUAAAAACAACAAACUCAGCUCUGUUCCGGAUGGCGCUCUAACAGGCAUGGAAAAGUUACGGAAGCUCAUCUUAAGCAACAACCAACUGAAACUGAACUCAGUCUACCAGGGAGCCUGGAUGGAGCUCACUGCACUCACUACUCUAGACUUGUCCGGCAAUCAGUUGUCACACAUCCCAUCUGACCUGCCUGAGGCUCUGGAGUAUCUUUACCUUCAACAUAACCGCAUUGCUAGCGUCCCAGCUUCUUCAUUUGAGGGCACACCAAACAUCAAGUCCAUACAUCUUCGGUUUAACCGCUUGACUGUUGACUCUGUGGACGAGAGCGCUUUCACACACUUGUCCAACUUGCAAGCGCUAGACCUUGGCACAGGAAAUCUUGACCUAGAGUUAAAAACAGACUUAGAAGGUGAUAAGAUGAUAGAGGAACAGCAUGACUCAUAAAAUAUGAUCUCUGAAACUGACAUUGGACUGCACUAUGUCAAUGACAAAGAUUUUUGAAUGAACCCGUGAAUUCAAUUGUCAGGUGUCAGCUGGGCUACAGUAAGUGGCAGACACAUGGUUCUGGUGCAGGAUACCGGAUGAAGGAACUUUAAAUUCCAUUAUAUGGGCUGGAUAAUUCUACAAUUCUUUAUGUCUAUGCUUUAAUAUUUGUUUUUUAAAGGUUGACUAACAUAUGCAUUUAUCAUCACUAUUGUGUGUUUGUGCUUCAUAAUAAAAAAUGCAUUUUCCAAA